UUCUCUCCAAUCUAGAAUUCCAUGAUUGUAAGAUAGAAAAUUCCUUGAAUAAAAUAUUUAUAGAAUCGUGGAUCCGUGUAGCUUACGAUUUAUAAACUAAAUAAUACAAUUAAGCAAAGAAAAUGUCAGUUUCAACUAAUAUGAAUCUCAAUAGUCUAGAUACAACAUUUCUAUGAAAUUUGUACACUUUUUCAACUGAGGGCUGAUUAUCUGAACCUCUUGAAAAGCAGCUAAUAGUUAAAGUUGUUAGUUAACUAAUAGUUAAAUCUUGUCUUUGUUUUUCCUUCAAAGACAAAACUUAGACAUUUAAUUGAACUAUUAGUUAUCAAGCUUAUCAAGAGAUUGGGAAAACCUUAAUAAAUUGCGAGCCGAUUAUUUCAUAUCGGUCCCGUUUCACUUAUUAGCGUUUACACGCGUCACCUGAAACCGAAUGUGCAUUAGAUAAUGGGACGAGUAAUAUGAAAUAAUUUUCAGAGUUGGAAAGAGUUCGGCCGGAAGAAGUUUUCUAAAUCUGACGUUUCGACCAUCAACUCAUGAAAUCUUUCAUCUUUCAGGAACCCACGAGCGGACUUGACUCGCAUUCGGCGCAGGCAUUGAUCUCGCGGUUGAAGAGAUUUGCCGAGCAGGAGAGUAAAAGUAUCGUGGUGACCGUACACCAACCUAGUUCCAGGAUGUUCCACAGUUUUAGUAAGCUUCUCUUGCUGAGCAACGGUCAGGUGGCGUACUAUGGAUCGACGGCGAAUGUCACCAGAUUCUUCUCUGCGAUAGGACUUACUCUACUGCCGCAUUACAACCCCGCGGAUUUCAUUCUGGAACAAAUAAAGGGGCCAGAGGAGGUUCGAGAUCGCAUCGUUGCCGCAGCGAGAGCUGCAAGACAGGGACCUGACUGCCCACCGGAACUUCGUCUGGAGUAUAAUCCCAGCCAACAUCCGCUCUGCGACCAUCUCAUCCAUUAUCACGAGCACCACAUCAGCCACAACGUGAAGGAAGACGAAGGCCGCACGCUAUGGUUGGACACACAAAGCCACGCCAGCAGCAGCGCGAGUUCUGCCGAUGACGACUAUUCCUGGCAGUGGCCCACCAGUUUCUGGUCGCAGUUCAAAGUAUUAACGGCAAGAAAUUUUAAAGAGGCACGGCCACGAAUGUUGUCGCGCCUUCACUGGCUGCAAACGGUGGCUCUCGGGCUUUUAACUGGGCUUUUAUGGCUGGGUCUUCCCAGAACUGAGGCAGCCAUUCACGAUAUCCAGGGGUGGAUGUUCUUCAGCAACACGUACUGGAUGCUUUUUGCACAUUUUGGAGCGCUCACUAGCUUUCCCCCGGAGCGCGAGGUGAUCAACAAGGAACGCAUGUCAGGAUCCUAUCGGCUCUCGGCCUACUACCUGGCGAAGAUGGUGGGCGAGCUGCCGCUGACAAUGGCGCUGCCCGCAGUCUACCAUAUUAUUAGUUACCCGAUGUUGGGCUUCCAUAAUAUAGCGGUCUUCGUCAUGUUGCUCCUAUUCUUGCUACUCAACACGGUGGUCGCGCAGAGUGUCGGAUUCUUCGUGGGCGCUUGCUGCGAAGAUCUGCAGGUGGGCAUCACCGUGUCUGCGCUCUAUACACUCUCGACGCAGCUCCUAGGCGGUUAUUUGGCGACGUCGGUCCCACCGUGGCUCGCGUGGGCCAGAUAUAUCAGCAUGAUGCAUUACGCCUAUCAGAAUAUGCAGAUUCUGGAGUUCGGCUCCGGCGAACCGAUCGCAUGCUCGCAGCCGAGUAAAUUCGCCGAGUGCAGAAACGGCACGACGAUACCCGCUCUCGCGAUUUGGGAUAAUCAAGGCGGGGUCAAAGGCUCCGCUCUACCAAUGUGGGCGAACACGGCGGUGUUACUGGCGUUCCUAAUCGUUUUCCGGACCCUGGGCUACCUCGUCCUGCGUUAUUACCGUGUACCAAAAUAAGCGUGUUGGGAGGCACGCAAGUAGCCCGCAAAUUCUCGGCACGACUUUUCGCGGAUCUUCAGUUUUUGUUACUACAUAGAGUAUUAUAGCAACCGUCGUCGCGCUGUGUCGCGUGUCUCGCCUUUUGUCGGGGAAUGAAAAACGGCCGUGCGUUACAACGUCGUCUCCCUCCCCCCCGGGUAGAAUUUUCUCCCGACGAGCUGUCGAACGUCUGUAAAGUUUUUCUAUCUGGCUCGAAAACACGGGGGAGCGGCGUGAACGGUUAUCACGCGCGAACACGAGCGUUUUCACUUUUCCCGGCGGCAUGUAUCGAGCAAUGCGACAUUAAAUGCGAGACUGCAACAGACUUGGCGAGAACUCUAUAUAUACGUACAAACGUACAUAUUGUGUAUUUAUAUAUGUGUGUAUGUGUGUACGCAUAUAUAAGUAUAUAUAGUAAAUGUUGAGAAUAUCUUUACACACAUAAAGAGCGCGAAUGCGUGUAAUUCGAAAGAGAGAUGUGCCAGCGCGUGUUCAUGAAUGUCGAUAGCGUGAACGAACACGGGACAUCGUUGUUUUCUCGUUGUUUGCGGCAAGAAGGGUAUAAUAGUAGAACAAAUUGACGCGGUGUCGCCGAAACAGACUGAAAAUUUGUACGAUGGCGAUGAACCUUUAUACAUACAUAGAGAGAUAUACAUAUAUAUUAACAUACAUAUGCGCGUACACGCGGACGGUAGGUUUUAGAUUCUUAAACUUAUUUGUAAGUGACCUAUCACGUCUUAUCUCUUUUUUUUUUACUUUUAUUACCGCCACAAUUGCUAAUGUUUGUUGAUACUGGUAAGGAGUACUGCUACUGUUUCUAUCAUUACUUACUAUCUUUUUACUAUCGAGAUGCUGUAAUUAAGACAUAGAUGAAACAUUAUGCUGCUAAUUCUAAAGUUGACAGGGUGGAGGAAAUAAGUAUAUACAUUGUUCCACCGACAAGAUGCUAUUGAACACUAUCGACUGACAAUGAGUAAAUUUUCGCAAUUGUCAACGGAGACUCGCGGAGAUCCGGGAGCGAUAGAAAAGUCUCAGCAUUCAUGUGAACAAUUAGCUUAUAAUGUAGUAUUAAAUCUAUAAUUUAUCAUUAUACAGAUAUAUAAUUUAUUUUUAUAAUUUAUUAUUAUACAGACGCCUAUCUACGGCAAUAUCAUCACAUAUGUCGUGCAUUUUUUCAAUAAUUGUCACUUGUACCUAUAAUGAAAUAUACAAUGGGCGAUAACAAAGCGUAGUUUUAAAUAACAAUCAAUUAUUGACUCGAUGUACGUUCAUUUCUACGAAAUAUCAAAAUAAUAAUAACACACAAAAUUGAUAUUAUAUUAUAAGCCAAAUUUUGACAAUUACGCAAAUUUCCAAAAGACUCGGUUUUUAACCCUUUUGGUAUGAAGGACGGCGGCUGUGGUCCAUUCGUCGCGAAACGUUCGUUGGAUACUUUGAAGAAUACAUAAAAAUAUUCUUACGUUGUUAAAAGUGCGCGAAGUCUCCCCUGGCGCGCGUUCAACAACUCCGUGAUAUUACACAUUUUAUCGUGCUCGACAAGCGAGAAAAAAAGCGCUUUUCGACCGGACUCUGCCGUGCCGAGAGGGUUGAUAGCAUCUUGUUCGCGACGGUACGCGAUAAACGCGCGUUUGCGACUCGCGCGACGCGUACACCUUCGAAAAGUUUGCGCCACGAUUCGGGACGAGCGUGGCGGCGAUGAAGAAGGACUUUCUACGUCGAUUAUAAAAUUUGUUGAUUUCUCCGACAUGUCUCCGUGAUAUUACUCGUUACGAGAGUGGGGGGAUCCGAAAUUAACGAGCGGUGUAAUAUUUCAUUGUUUACUCUUUGUACAUAGAGGAUGCAUGUGCGUGUAUUUGAGAGAGAGAGAAAGGGGAAGCGAGGAAGAUAUUGCUUAUGUAUGUAUAGAUGAAAUAAACAUUUCAUUGUAAUAUACAUACAUACCCGCGGACACACUUAUACAUAUAUAAUGAU
Molecule: messenger RNA, 3923 nt
Organism: Vollenhovia emeryi
Lineage: Eukaryota; Metazoa; Arthropoda; Insecta; Hymenoptera; Formicidae
Gene: E23
Product: ABC transporter G family member 14
Exons: 7
Coding region: 534-1931 (465 amino acids)
Cellular component (GO): plasma membrane
Molecular function (GO): ABC-type transporter activity
Source: RefSeq, a predicted model, not a curated record